This is a messenger RNA of Solanum stenotomum, 2682 nucleotides long. RefSeq lists its product as uncharacterized. The transcript is spliced from 6 exons. The record is from RefSeq and is a predicted model, not a curated record. The coding region runs from base 1 to 2682 and encodes 893 amino acids. Lineage: Eukaryota; Viridiplantae; Streptophyta; Magnoliopsida; Solanales; Solanaceae.
AUGUUAACCUACCAAAACCCAUUACCCCAACAUUCAUACUAUAGUCAGUAUACCCAAAUUCCUCAACCCUAUUAUCACCCUUCACUUGCCCCUUACCCAGUUUACACCACCCAACCAACGUAUUAUCCACCUAAAGCACCUGUCUAUCCGAAUCCAUCACGAUACCAACCCCCAUAUCCAUCCCAAUCCCACUACCAACCACAAAACCGUCCAUCAAAUGCACCCAGACCCUACCCAAACUUUGAAAAAAGACCAGCCAAAAUUUAUACACCUUUAGCUGAACCUUUAACCCAACAAUAUGAACGGUUGAAAACUGCAGGAAUACUCCAACCAAUCCAAGGACAAAUUUCUAAUCCCCUUUCUAGAUGGUAUGACGAGACCAAGCACUGUGCAUAUCACUCUGGAGCUACUGGACAUGGUACUGAAAGUUGUCUUACUUUCAAAGACAAGAUUGAGACAUUGAUCAAAGAAGAUUCAACUCAAAGGUGUUUCCCCCAAUUUCCUUGGGAUUACUCGAUUGAUGCAAGGGAUAAAGGAAAAGGAAAGAUAGUUGUAGAAGUCGUUGCUGCAGGAAUGACAAGAUUCAGGCGUUGUUAUGCCCCUGAAGAAGUUAUACAAGGAGGACCAAACAAGGAAAACAACCAAAAAAGGGUUGUGACAGAGGCCGAAGUUGAAGAUUUCUGGAGGAAGAUGCUAACUAAGGAAUAUUCGGUUGUUGAACAACUGAAGAAAACUCCUUCUCAAAUUUCUUUAAUGGCCUUACUGAUGAAUUCUGCAACUUAUAGGAACGCUUUGGUGAAGGUUUUAAAUGAAGUUUAUGUUCCAGCAGAGACCACUAGUGAGAACUUUUCUGCCAUGGUAGGACAAGUUUUGGAAGCUAACAAAGUCACCUUUCAUGAAGAUGAGUUGCUGCCUGAAGUUGUUAACAUAUGCCCUUUCACUACUCUUCGAGCUUUGGGAAUUGACUUUGGAAAGAUUCGUGAAAGUCAUGUAAGGGUUAGAGGCUUUGACGGGACACAAAGGGGAGUCAUCGGAGAAAUUGAUCUGCCAUUGCAAAUUGGACCUAUGGAGUUCAUUGUGGAAUUCCAAAUGUUGGAUAUAUCUGCUAGCUAUAGUUUAUUACUUGGAAGGCCAUGGAUUCAUAUGGCUGGUGCGGUCCCUUCCAUUUUGCACCAGACUUUGAAAUUUGUUUGGAACCAUCAGGAAAUUAUUGUUCAUGGAGAAGGUCAAGGUCUUGGAGAGAAAUUAGAUGGAAUAGUGGAGCCAAUUCAAUUACCUGGUCAGAAAUACACAUUUGGUCUUGGAUACGAGCCUACUCCUGAAGAAAUCUCAUCGGUUAAUCUCAAAAGGAAAAGUGACAUUCCCUUACCACAACCUAUCCCGCCCUUGAAUCAGUCAUUUUCCAAAGCGUUUGCUGCACAAGGAUUAGAAGAAGCUGUUGAAGAUAAUCUCAUAAAAGGACUCAAAAACUUGUUCAUUGAAGAAGUUGAAUGCAAUAUGAUUUUGGAGGACGGCACCGACGCCCCGACCAUAUGGGAUGUUAUGCUUGGAGAUGCUUUGAACAAUUGGACUUGUAACCCGUCCCCAGUUCUCCGGGAAUCUUGUAAGCAAACUAAUAAAUCUGUCAAUGCCGAGAAUGUGACAUGUAAUGAAAUGAGCGAACAAACCCCGAACAGUGAACAAACUUUUGCAGAAUAUGAAGAAGAUGUGCAGUUUGGAGAGUUGACUAAGGAGUUUGAACAUUUUGAGAAUAAAGAAAAGCCAAAUUUUGAUGAAACUGAGACGAUAAAUUUGGGAGAUUCAGCAGAAUUGGUGAGGGAAACAAGAAUUAGUGUCCAUUUGACUCUGUCCCAAAGAAAUGAACUUAUUAAUCUUUUGAGACAAUACAUGAAUGUGUUCGCAUGGUCUUAUGAUGAUAUGUCGGGUCUAAGCACAGAUACUGUUUCACACAGGUUGCCAAUUGAUCCCUCUUGCCCCCCAGUAAAGCAAAAGUCGAGAAAGAUCAAGUCUGAUUUGAGUUUAAAGGUUAAGGAAGAAGUCUCGAAGCAAUUUGAUGCCAAUGUCAUCCGGGUCACCAACUAUCCCACGUGGUUGGCCAACAUAGUACCAGUGCCAAAGAAAGAUGGAAAAAUUAGAGUAUGUGUAGAUUAUCGAGAUCUCAACAAGGCUAGCCCGAAGGAUGAUUUUUCUCUCCCAAACAUUCAAAUACUUAUUGAUAAUUGUGCAAAGCAUGAGUUGCAGUCAUUUGUUGAUUGCUUUACAGGAUAUCAUCAGAUUCUACUGGAUGAUGAGGACGCGAAGAAAACCGCAUUCAUCACGCCUUGGGGAGUAUAUUGUUAUCGGGUAAUGCCUUUUGGACUCAAGAAUGCAGGGGCAACAUAUCGGUACAAUCUAAAGUUAAAUUUCGCAAAGUGUGCAUUUGGUGUCCCUGCCCGGAAGCUGUUAGGUUUCAUCGUGAGUAGGAAAGGGAUAGAGCUGGAUCCUUCAAAGAUAAAGGCUAUUCAAGACUUGCCUCCUCCAAAGAGUCGAAAAGAUGUAAUGAGUUUUCUUGGUCGCCUCAAUUACAUUUGUCGAUUCAUUGCACAAUCCACUGUAAUUUGCGAGCCAAUCUUCAAGUUGCUGAGGAAAGAUGCUACAACCAAAUGGACGGAAGAUUGUCAGAAAGCUUUUGAUAGAAUCUAG